Rhododendron vialii is the source of this 1438-nucleotide messenger RNA. RefSeq lists its product as uncharacterized. Gene Ontology annotation, molecular function: S-adenosylmethionine-dependent methyltransferase activity. The record is from RefSeq and is a predicted model, not a curated record. Bases 109 to 1128 code for a protein of 339 amino acids. Lineage: Eukaryota; Viridiplantae; Streptophyta; Magnoliopsida; Ericales; Ericaceae. The transcript has 8 exons.
UGGAUUCUCCACGCAGAAGGAACACCACCAUUCAACUCGGGAAAAAAAUACUCCUAUUCCUAUAUAGAGAUAGAGAGAAGCAGAAUCCGAAAGCCCUCGAAUCCAUCAAUGGCGAUCGCGGCUUCUUCGACUUCGUUUCCUCAUCUUAAUCACACCCUUUUCCCAAAACCCCCUUCCCUCUCUCACCAUUUUUACCAAUUCCGUCCCCAUCGCUUUCCCUUCACAGUACGCGCUACCUCAGCGCUCGUUCUUGAACGGGAUUCAAUCACACAGCCUCAAGUUACGUCGGAGGUCGAGUUAUUUGCAUGCCCAGUAUGUUUUGAACUGCUAAUAAGGAAAGGCCCCCCAGGUUUUAACUUGCCAGCAAUUUACAGGUCUGGUUUCAAAUGUACGAACUGCAACAAGACUUACUCUAGCAAAAAUAUUUAUCUUGAUCUCACUGUUACUGCGGGAACUAAAGAUUAUAUAGAAUCCCAACCAGCUCGGACUGAGUUAUUUCGGAGUCCGCUGGUAUCAUUCUUGUACGAAAGGGGCUGGCGUCAAAAUUUUAACCGCAGUGGUUUUCCUGGUCCUGAUGAAGAGUUCAACAUGGCUCAGGACUUCUUUAAACCUUCAGAAUUAGGUAUUUUAGUAGAUGUUAGCUGUGGGAGUGGUUUGUUUUCUCGGAAAUUUGCCAAAUCUGGAACCUAUUCAAAAGUUAUUGCUUUGGAUUUUUCUGAAAAUAUGCUUCGGCAAUGCCAUGACUUCAUCAAGAAUGAUGACACGAUUAUAUCUACCAAUUUUGCUCUUGUAAGAGCAGAUGUUUCUAGGCUGCCCUUUGCGUCAGGUUCAAUUGAUGCUGUUCAUGCUGGUGCAGCCUUGCAUUGUUGGCCAUCUCCUUCAAAUGCAAUCGCUGAGAUAAAUCGUGUAAUGCGAAGUGGUGGUAUCUUCGUCGGAACUACCUUUCUCCGAGUCAGUUCAACAACUCCCGAGAUACUGAGGCCUUUUAUUAGACAGCAGGGGAUGUCUCAGAGUUAUAACUAUUUCACGCAGGAAGAGAUAGAGGAUUUGUGCACAACAUGUGGUCUUAUCAACUACACAAGCAAAGUUCAGCAGUCAUUUAUCAUGUUCUCUGCACAGAAGCCUUGAUUUGUGGUUUUGAUCCAUUUGAUAUAUACCCUUUUCUUCAUCUUCUUCUUUUUAUCUUUUGUACUGUUAUUUAUCUCUCGAUUUGUUGUAUAUGUAAAUUGUGAUCAUAUUAGGAGUAACAAUUUAGAAUCAAUACCUAGAAUCAAUUUAGUGUAUGUUUAAGUGUCAGACUCAUCUGUUCUCUCUCGGGGCUGGGCAAGCGGUGUUCAUGAGAUUUCUGGAAGUACCUCGUUUGUAAUAUCGGAGUUGUUUUUUUGCUGGAAAUGUCUUUUUACGGAUGUUAAUUCAUGAUCAAUUAACCCAUUGACAA